Paramacrobiotus metropolitanus is the source of this 616-nucleotide messenger RNA. RefSeq lists its product as uncharacterized. The coding region runs from base 20 to 616 and encodes 198 amino acids. The record is from RefSeq and is a predicted model, not a curated record. Lineage: Eukaryota; Metazoa; Tardigrada; Eutardigrada; Parachela; Macrobiotidae. The transcript has a single exon.
UCCAGCGCGCAUCACGGGCAUGGAUAUGAGGGAUACAACAGAGGAAACCCAGGAAACUCCUGGUAACGUUCUUAGCAGUUAUGCUAAUGCCAUCAAUGCUUUACAACGGAAUGUCGCACAGCUCACCACCAAGAACUACCAACUUCAGAACCUCGUUGACAAUGCCAGCAAGACCUCGGACGUGAUCCAACAGAUGUCGGCCGCCAACAAAAAGAAAGUUCCAACAAAAGAACUGCCGCAGUUUUCCAACGACGAAGAUGAAGACUUUGAAGACUGGCUCCUUAAGUUCGAGAUGUGUGCCAAGCAACAUCAGUGGUCCAACGACGACGCCCUUCACAACCUGUACCGAUGCUUCAAUGGAACAGCCUUGCGAAUAUACAACACCAUUCCAGCCACCACCAACACAUGGCAGUUGAUGAGGAAAGCCCUAAGAGAAGCCUUCGCGAAGCAGAUAUACGACUACGAUCUGGCGAAAGACACGAAAAAGUCCCUGACGUACGCCGGAAAUCCCAAUGAAUACUACUCCAACGUAAUGCGCUACCUCAAUUCCAUUAGCGACCAACCCAGUCAAAGAGAAAUUGUCAACAAACUCUUGAUGGCCUUCCAGCUAACAUAA